Molecule: messenger RNA, 3122 nt
Organism: Ylistrum balloti
Lineage: Eukaryota; Metazoa; Mollusca; Bivalvia; Pectinida; Pectinidae
Product: alpha-N-acetylgalactosaminidase-like
Exons: 9
Coding region: 90-1298 (402 amino acids)
Biological process (GO): glycosylceramide catabolic process; glycoside catabolic process; oligosaccharide metabolic process
Cellular component (GO): cytoplasm
Molecular function (GO): alpha-galactosidase activity
Source: RefSeq, a predicted model, not a curated record
CAACAACGCCGACAACACAGUAAGCAAUCUUCUGUCAACAAAGCGGAGACAACGAAGCUGGGAAUUAUAAUAUACCCACGAACACAGAUAUGAUUCUCCCACUUGCUGUUCUUGUCAUCAUUGGUACAGUCAGUGGACUGGACAAUGGCCUUGCCAGAACUCCGCCCAUGGGAUGGAUGUCUUGGCAGAGAUUUCGUUGUAUAAUAGAUUGUGAAAAUCAACCAAAAGAUUGUAUCAGUGAACGAUUGUUUAUGGAUAUGGCUGACAGACUGGUAGAUGAUGGUUAUGCUGCUGUGGGGUACAAGUAUGUCAACAUAGAUGACUGCUGGAGUUCAAAAGAACGAGAUGGUGAAGGCCGUCUCCAGGCUGACCCAAAACGAUUUCCAAAUGGAAUGAAAACCCUUGCUGAUUAUGUUCACAAUAAAAGUUUGAAGUUAGGGAUCUAUGGGGACUUUGGGACAUACACAUGUGGAGGUUAUCCAGGCAGUAAGUUUUACAUGCAGUCGGAUGCUCAGACAUUUGCCUCAUGGGGCAUAGACAGUCUCAAACUGGAUGGUUGUUACACUGGCACAGGUGAUAUUCCUAUAGGUUACCCGAUUAUGGAGGAGUUCCUAAAUUCGACGGGGAGACCUAUUCUUUAUUCCUGUAGCUGGCCUGCAUAUCUACAAAAACCAAACUAUCAGAAUAUAGCUGCAAGUUGUAAUAUAUGGCGAAAUUAUGGUGACAUCCAAGACUCUUGGGACAGUGUAGUAUCAAUUAUCAACUUCUACGGAAAAGAUUCUGGAAACUUCAGCAGUGUGGCAGGACCUGGAAAUUUUAAUGAUCCUGACAUGUUAAUCAUUGGAAACUUUGGAUUGAGCUAUGAACAGCAACGUGUACAGAUGGCCAUGUGGUCUAUCUUAGCUGCACCUCUCCUUAUGUCGAAUGAUCUGCGUCUGAUUAGAAAAGAGUCGCGAGAAUUACUGCAGAAUAAGGGUGCUAUAUCCAUCAACCAAGACCCGCUGGGAAUUCAGGGAAAACUUAUUGCGACUAUGGGUAAAAUUCAGAUUUGGAAUAAACCAAUAACUCCAGUAGGAAAUUUUGCCUUUGCAAUCUUGAAUCUUGGAGAUGGAGGGCCAGGAUCACUGAUCUCUGUGAAGGGUGCCACACUGGGACUGAUGGCUAGCCAAGGAUACAAUAUCACAGAUGCCUUCACUGGGGAAUUUGUUACUGUGAUCAAACCAAGCUCAUAUUUCAACCUUACGGUGGUACCAUCUGGUGUUUUCUUGGGAAAAGCUUACCUGAACACCAUGUCAUAAGAUAGUGGAUGUUAAAAUGAUUUUACCUGGGUGAUAACAAAAUUUCUGAAAAACAAAAAACUCUGUUUUAGUAAUUUCUGUUGGAUUCUAAAUAUUUUGGAUUUUAUUUUUGAUGAUAUUUUUACAGGGACAUUUGAAAGCAGAAAAAUAAUUUGAAAAUUGAAUCUCCAAUUUCAAUCAUUUGCUGCAUUUAGAUAAAGCUUAGAUCUAUAUACACAAACAGAAAAUCUCCACUUCAACCUUUUCUCACAUUUAAGGAAAUUGUUAACACAAGAACAAUUGCAUGCAGUUGAAGUAUCAUGACCCUACUACAUAUAAAUGAUCUGCUUUCAAGGCCCAGCUAUCAGUUUUACCUAAAAAUCUAAAUUUACAGCCUAUUAACAAUAUGAAAUUUCCUUUGAUCUUACAAACACCUUGUAGUAUUUUUUGGCCAUCUGACAUGUAUUUUUUGUGCUUUUAUUUUAUGAUGUACUUUUCACAGAAGUAAUUAGAAUGAUAUAUCAUGCUUAAAGCCAUAUAUUCUUAACCAUUUCUUUCAGCUAGUGCAAAUGUAUGGGUUGGUUGCAUUUUUGGGACAUACAUUUCUGCUGACUUUCACAUUUUAUGUAAAGAGAGAGAUUGUAAGAUGAAGGAUUGUCUUUUUUUCACAGAGAGUGAGAUUUUGAUGGUAGUUUGCCAUAAUAUUGUCUUUCAAUUUAAUUUUCCUUCCAUGUGGAAGAUUUUCCAGUAAAUACUUAACUUACCCUUUGUGUUGUUGCAAGCUCACACAGGUGGAAAAGAAUAGUGUAUUUUGAUACUCCUUCCUUUGUGUUAUAAUCAGAGAUAGAUAUACAAUGUAUAUACAAAUUAUAUGUAUUUACUGUAAAAUCUUAAAAUUUUGUGAGAAUUUAUUUUUGUCGAUAUCCUGGGUUCUCUUUAUCUAAAUAUUCAUACAUCCAUGGCCUGAUGAACUUAGAAUUGGGCUUUAUUUAUGCAUAAAAAUACAGAAGAAAAACAAAUUUCCUUUUUCAAAAGCCAAGAAAAUUCCCCUCCUAGAUAUAUCAUCAUACAAUGUUUAAAUAUAUUAUCAAAAAAUAAUUUUGUGAACAAUUUGAAGUCAACCAGGUACCACUAUCUAUGUAAGUAUGUGUAGUUUGUUAAGAUGGAAUAUAGCAAACACCCUCUUUGGUCAUUUUUAGGGAAGGUAUGUGAUUGAUUUAGCCUGAGUAUGUGUGAAAUAUUUUGGCCUUUGUGUAAAGUUCUCACAAGUUUCACUGUGUGGAAACUUUGCUUUACUUGGUGUACCAAAUACAAAACAAGACAAUAUCAUUUGUAUCAUCUGUCAGGAAUAAAAUCUAAUACAAGGCAUUUCUUGUUGCUCAGUUAAAUUUGAUAUUUUUGAUAUGUAACGUACUAAAGUAACAAGCUAUAUACACAGCAUUAAUUAAAUGUGAGUACCACAACGUCAGCUACAGACAACAGUUAAAGGGUACCAAUGUAAAUGGGAUUGGCCCGUUAGGGAGAACAUAUAAGCCCUAUCUCACCCAUUAGGAAGUUUUCACUCAUGUUGAAUAGACUCUGUACAUGCCUUAAAAUGAUAUACCUGGAUACUUUUAUUGUCAUCUGGUUUUGACUUCAGUAGGUAAACAAAUUCAAGAUUCAUACAACCAUUCCAUAAUGUAUCUUUGUUUGUUAUUGAUUCAAUUCUUACAAUAUCUGGAGCCUAGAAUUGGUUUUUUUUUUCUACAUGAAUGUAAAUAUAAAUUUCUUCAAAAUUUUUCAUUGAACAUUGGAGAUUUAUUUUGAAACUUAACAGUACAAAGGACAAUGUAAUUUUGUACACAU